Molecule: messenger RNA, 2301 nt
Organism: Phytomonas sp. EM1
Lineage: Eukaryota; Euglenozoa; Kinetoplastea; Trypanosomatida; Trypanosomatidae
Source: the annotation of a GenBank genome assembly
AUGACGCAGGGCUACACCGAUUCGCUUACACUAGUCGCAACAGUGACGUGGUGGCCUGCGUUUGACCAGAUUAGUCAAUUUCCCCUCAGCAGCCACCAAAACUUUUUCUCUGCCAUGACCAACAGCCCUGCUCCUCUUCCUCGUGAUACGGCCGAGACGAGUCAAACGUCGAGCUAUGCCCUCUCUAGGCUAGGAAGAAGCGUGUUUCUAACGGCACUUUGGGCAUACACCGCAGCAGAUGGGGAGGGUGAGGCCGAGGCCGUGACGGUGCAUAACCCUUUCACCGACAAACAACUGAUUCUGAAAGUGCAUCCCCACAUCUGCCAUGCGCUGAGGUGGAAAGAACAAACCCCAUGGAGGCUGGCGCAGGAGGGCCGAAUACGGAUCUGCCCCUUGCCGAUUUUAGACUGGGUUCACGAGAUUUCGUGUGCGCCCGAACCUUCGGCGUACAUGACACUGUGGAGUGAGAUCUACGAAAAGCAUUGGAACCAAUUUUGGGAAGGCUGUAAUAACUACGUUCGUCAGCUCGCAGCGCAGUGCAACCACGGUAGCGAGAGUGGGGGCGUAUACGACGCGGUUCCUAUAGAUCACUACUCGUUACUCGUUACUGGAGAGCCGGGGUGUGGAAAACGCGCGCUUCUUGCAUACUUCGCCUAUCGACUUCCUCACCUCAUUGAGAUAUCCCUUGAGAUCGGUCAGGUUCAGAGAUCUGUGCAGUACGUGGUGGAGCGCCGCUCACUCGAUCUAGCUGAGGUGCUUACCCGUGAUGAAGAGGAGGGGAUACAAAUCGUGCGGACGGCCCUGCGGCCGCUGCCAUACGACGCGAAAGGGUCUCUGAAACCUUUGCUGCUUCUUUGUCUGUACAAUUUCGACUUGCUGCUUCAGUCUUCGUGCAACUCUCUGACGGAUCUUGUCAGCUAUGAGUUAAGUGCUUCUCUUGACGAGUUGAAUGCAAGCCAGUCGGCUAUCGUGAUUUGGAGCACAUCACAUGAUCCAUCGCUUGAGGUGCAACCAUUACAUCACCGCCUGGCCUUCAACCGGAUAUAUCUUACUCGGCCGACUUCUGACGAGCGAAUGGCAUGCCUACAGCACAAAGUCGAAGCUUUGAGGGCGUCUCAGCUAGGAAACAGCGGAAAGCUGCUACCAAUGCUUAAACAUCAACAAGAUAUGAAUGAAAGUGAGUGGAGUGAGUUACUGCAAUCGCUGAAUGAGAAUUUGGCAAGCCUUUCCGCCCCUGCGGUUGUAGCUAUGGGGAUGGCGGAGCUCGCGGAACGCCUGCAGGAGGCCGCAUCCGAGAGUGCGGAUCGGGGCAACGAGGCGGAGACGGGUUUAAGCGCUUAUAGCGGGUUGUUUAACAUGGAUGCCGCGAUCACCAAGUUGGAGGAGCUGGCCGUCUGGCCACUACUGCACUUGAAAACGCUGCGAGCGUUUCACAUCCCGUGUGCAAAGGGUGUACUCGUGUGUGGGCCCAGCGGCAGUGGGAAGACGGCGCUGCUCCGUGCGUUGGGCAGUCGUCUUCGUGGGGUUCGUGGGCUUCACGUGAUGCUUGUCAAUGGGCUUUCACUGAUUGAGAAGGAGGUGGGCAAAUCGGAGAAGAACAUCGCGGCGAUGUUCGCCGCCGCCCGCGCGCACUCCCCCACGGCACUUUUCCUCGACAACCUCGACGGCCUGGCUCCUCCGCGCUGCCGGGAGUCGAGCGAGACGACGACGGCGACGGAUCGAACGCUAAGCACUCUUUUGACGGAGAUGGACGGCGUCGGCGGCGACGCGAAUUGCGUCGUCAUGCUGAUCGCCUCCGCAUCUUCUCCAGAGAGUUUAGACCCCGCGGUGCGUCGCCCUGGAAGACUGGAUGUGCACGUGACUCUGGGCUCUCUUAGCCUCGAGAUGGCUGUAAACAUCAUGGUGAGCCGACUUUCUACCUUCUGCGCGAAGUUGCUAAAAUUGCAGUUACGGCAGGGUGAGAGAGCCACAAACACUGAUGAAGGCGAUAAUGGAGGUUCUAAUUAUUUACUUGAUGAUCAGUUUGAGGCGGUAAUUGAACAAAUCAUUGCCCGACGGUCUUGGGAGCUUUUCGAAGCGCACACUACCAAGAUUUGUACAGAACUUUCUGCGGCUGUCGUUGUGGCCGCAGCAAGAGAGGUCAUGCUAUCUGUGUUGGAAUCACAUUCCACCAAUGUUCCUUCUUGCGAAGAAACGAUGCUACCUGUCCAAGUUGUUGUGGAUAAGCUAGCCAAAUGUCUGGAGGUUGCAUUCGUGAACCUACUUUCGCCGAGCAAUGCCUAUCAAUCACGGCUCUUGUAA